Molecule: messenger RNA, 960 nt
Organism: Fukomys damarensis (Damara mole-rat)
Lineage: Eukaryota; Metazoa; Chordata; Mammalia; Rodentia; Bathyergidae
Product: olfactory receptor 5D13
Exons: 2
Coding region: 1-960 (319 amino acids)
Biological process (GO): G protein-coupled receptor signaling pathway; sensory perception of smell
Cellular component (GO): membrane
Molecular function (GO): G protein-coupled receptor activity; olfactory receptor activity; odorant binding
Source: RefSeq, a predicted model, not a curated record
AUGCUGCUUGAUUUAGCAAACCAGAGCUCUGUCACCUCAUUCGUCCUGGUGGGGUUCUCAGAUUACCCCCAGCUACAGGCACCCCUCUUCCUGGUGUUCCUCGCCAUCUACACCGUCACUCUGCUGGGGAACUCGGGCAUACUUGUUGUCAUUAGGAUCAAUCCCAAACUUCACACACCCAUGUACUUUUUUCUCAGCCAUCUUUCCUUUUUAGAUAUUUGCUAUUCCACUGUAUUUACACCCAAACUCCUAGAGAUCUUAAUUGUGGAAGAAAGAACGAUCUCCUUCAGAGGAUGCAUGACACAGUUUUUCUUCAUUUGCAUGUUUGUGAUCACAGAGAUGUUCAUGUUGGCAGUGAUGGCCUAUGACUGGUUCGUGGUUGUCUGUAACCCUCUGCUCUGCACAGUGGCGAUGUCUCCUAAGCUCUGUGCUCUCCUGGUGGCAGGAACUUACACGUGGGGUGCACUGUGCCCCGUGAUACUGACAUAUUCCCUUUUGCAACUAACUUACUGCCCCUCUAAAGUCAUCAAUCACUUUGGCUGUGAGUACUCUGCCCUCAUUUCCGUGUCCUGCUCGGACCCCUCCUUCAGCCAGAUGGCUUGUUUAAUAAUUUCUAUACUGAGUGAGGCCUGCAGCCUCCUGAUCACCCUCGCCUCCUACGUGGUCAUCGUGGUGACUAUCGUCAGGGUGCCCUCCAAGGGUGGACUCAAAAAGGCCUUCUCCACCUGCACCUCCCACCUGAUGGCCAUCAGCACCUUCCACGGCAUCAUCCUCCUGCUGUACUGUGUGCCCAGCUCCGAGAGCUCCUGGCUGCUGGUCAAAGUAUUCACCGCCCUGUAUACAGUCCUGAUCCCCAUGCUGAACCCCCUCAUCUACAGCCUCAGGAACAAGGAUGUAAAAGAGACUGUCAGGAAGAUAAUCAUAUCCAAGUUGCAUCCUCACUCAAUUCAAUUCAAGUAA